UCUCUAUUCAUCCAUUCACAACACUUCAUCAAUCAUUCAUCAUCCAAUAUUUUGUAAUUUUCGAAGUUUGAGAGUUUUUCAUUCAUUUUAAUUUGGUAAGAGAAAAUGUUGGCAAUAUUCAACAAAGGUUUGGUGGAUCCACCAAAGGAGCUCAACAGCCCGGCUUCACACCCAUCCGGGUCGGGUAACAAACCCAAAUACCCUCAAGAAAUUGUUAGGAUGUUUCAACAAUCUUAUCCCCAAAAUGCCCCUCUUUCUAUUGGUUUUGGUGAUUCUGCUUUUCUUGCUUAUUCCUCUUCCAAAGGCCCACAACUUCACCAACAAAGGAUUUUUUGUGGCAUGGACAACAUGUAUUGCAUUUUCUUGGGAAAUUUGAACAACUUGAACACGUUGAUCAAGCAAUAUGGUCUAGGCAAGGCUACCAAUGAAGCAAUGUUUGUCAUUGAAGCUUAUAGGACCCUUCGAGACCGCGGCCCGUACCCGGCUGAUCAAGUUCUUAAGGAUCUUGAAGGUUGCUUUGGGUUUGUUAUCUAUGAUGGAAAUGCUGGAACUGUUUUUGCUGCUCUGGGGGCAGAUCAAAGAGUGAAACUUUAUUGGGGAAUUGCUGCUGAUGAAUCUGUGGUUAUUUCUGACAAUUUGGAUGUUAUUAAAGCAAGUUGUGCUAAAUCUUUUGCACCUUUUCCAUCUGGGUGUAUGUACCAUAGUGAAGUAGGGCUAAUGAGUUUCGAGCAUCCAAAGAACAAGAUGAAGGCAAUGCCAAGAAUAGACAGUGAAGGGGCGAUGUGUGGAGCUAACUUUAAGGUGGAUAUCAGUUCCAAGAAAUCCACUAUGCCUAGAGUUGGAAGUGAAGCUAAUUGGGCGUUAUCUGGUUCCCAAGCUUGAAUUAUCAUCACUAAUUUGAGCCUUUUCGUCACUAAUCUUGUCGAUUUUGGGGUCUAAUUAUACAAUUAAGUCGUCCAUUUUCCAUAUUUUAACUACUACGUAUUUUAAUUUUGUUUGAGCAUUCCUCAUAGUUUAUGUAUUUAGGGACUUAUUUUGUAUUAGAUCUAAUCCCCACUCUUCAUGAGGGUAAAAUAUACCCUUAUAUGUACAGUUUACUUUGAGUUGUGUUUAAUUAAUGAAAAGAAAACUUCCUAAUGUCUUCCAACUU
This is a messenger RNA of Chenopodium quinoa (quinoa), 1150 nucleotides long. Its product is annotated as stem-specific protein TSJT1-like. Lineage: Eukaryota; Viridiplantae; Streptophyta; Magnoliopsida; Caryophyllales; Amaranthaceae. The coding region runs from base 106 to 882 and encodes 258 amino acids. The transcript is spliced from 4 exons. The record is from RefSeq and is a predicted model, not a curated record.